UGUCACACCUCUACUUCCAAGCAUCCUUCAGCAGCCGGCGAGGACGCUCACUUACUGCAGCUUACGGAAAGGGAAGAGGAAAUCUGUGAAAGCUGUCACCAAGAGGUUUCUGCGGCUGCACAAUGGCCUUUGGGUUAGGAGAAAGGCUGGGUAUAAGAAGAAACUGUGGAAGAAGUCGGCCUCCCAGAGGAAGCGUUUGCGAGAGCUGACGCUGUGCACUAGGACGCAAUGUAAGCUCCUUGAUAAAAUGACCACUUCUUUCUGGAAAAGGAGAAAUUGGUACGUGGAUGAUCCCUACCAGAAGUAUCACGACCGCACGAAUCUUUGUGUGUAGAAAUCUU
Messenger RNA from Mesitornis unicolor (brown roatelo), 341 nucleotides. RefSeq names its product mitochondrial ribosomal protein L35 (gene MRPL35). Gene Ontology annotation, cellular component: mitochondrion; ribosome. The annotation marks the transcript as partial. Gene Ontology annotation, molecular function: structural constituent of ribosome. The transcript is spliced from 2 exons. Gene Ontology annotation, biological process: translation. NCBI's taxonomy places the organism in Eukaryota, Metazoa, Chordata, Aves, Mesitornithiformes, Mesitornithidae. The record is from RefSeq and is a predicted model, not a curated record.